AUGCGCCGGUUCCUGAACCUGGGGCUGUACGACGGGUACAAACGCCUGUAUUUGCUGCGGCGCGUGGACCUCUCCAAGACGGACUUUUUUCACCGGACGGCAGAAGAGGCGGCUGAACAUGGCAAGGUGCUGCCAACACUGACGCCUGCCAAGGCCCGUGCCACCAACAGGCGAAGGAUCUGCAACACCCAAGAUCUGGCGACGGCGGAGGCGGCGGCGCCCAAGAUCGGUCCGCCAAAACCCGAGCUGCUCAUGGGGCCACCGCAAAUCUCCCCCUGCCUCGGCUCCCAUCACUUGGUCCAUUUCUUCCCCACCGCCUCGGAGAGCAAGGUGGUCUUGGGCGACCGCGGGAACCGCAUGCUACGCUUCAACAUCCUCGAUGGCUCCCGCUACAUCGACACCCUGCCAUGCCUCCACGGGGUCAAGGAGAUGCCGAUGGUCGUCUCCGUCCCUUCGACGGACUUACACCUCCGUGACGGGGAUGACACGGGCGACCUCUACAUCAUCGAUGGCCUCCUCCAUCCGGACAAGGCGGAGGUGCGGCCGCAGUUCGAGGCCCUGGUGUGGAGGGGGUCCAGACCGUCGACCUUAUCUAGCAGGUUCUGGCACUGCGACAUCCUCCCUCUGCCGCCGUGGAUCAGCCACCACGAGCACGCCAUGGUCUUCGGCCACGCCCUCGUCGGCGACAGCAUCUGCUUCUCCAUCUGUGGCGCCGAGGGUACCGGCACCUACUGCUUCCACAUCGCGACUCGCGAGUGGAGCAAAGCUGGGGACUGGCUCAUGCCCUUCGAUGGCAAGGCGGAUUACGCCCCUGAGCUUGGACUGUGGUUUGGCGUCUCAAACAACCUCCCCUGCGCUGCCGACCUCUCGGGCGUCGUUAGAGGGGAGGAGCUGUCGCCGGACAAGAUGCGGAUCUGGGCGCGUGAUGACCUGCCGGAGGAGUGGCAGCCAAAGAGCUUGCACAAUCCCUGUAUCGUCAGCCUCGGUUCCGGUAGGUUCAUCGUCGUCGACUUCUUGAAUGCCAUGAAAUUCAACAAGGAAUGGAACGAGAUGGAAUCCGUCAAGGAAUUUGCCCUCUUCGCCGGUAUGGAGGUAGCGUACAGCAACGGCAAAGGCAAAGGGACGAUGCAUGGACUCCGUAUGAUGAAGCACAAAUCCCGCCGUUACAUGUUUAACAAUCAACAGAGGAUCGAGGCGGUGCUCUGA
This is a messenger RNA of Triticum turgidum subsp. durum (durum wheat), 1206 nucleotides long. Lineage: Eukaryota; Viridiplantae; Streptophyta; Magnoliopsida; Poales; Poaceae. The record is from the annotation of a GenBank genome assembly.